CAACGUCCUUCCAAGCCAAAAUUCUCACAUCCUUUCCCCUCUCCGGAAUCAAUCCUAUCAACUCACCUAUUCCGAGGAAAGGUAUACAAAAGAGGGCCUGUGUUUCUUUUCCCUCUAGCCUUUCAUUUCUAUUUUGUUUCUUUAUUUUCCACUCUCGCGGUCGCUUGGCCCUGGAUUUUGGUUUCUCAAAAAAGCUCUGUUUCUCCGCGUUUCGCCGCAGGUCGCACUACCCACAAAACCCGCAAUAUUCCCUGCAGACCUCGCAUGUCGCCACGUAUUGAGCGGUUGAUAGAAGCGACUGGAUAAUUUUCUGCGGAUUUUGCAUCGCAGAUUUUCAUUAUAAACCAAGGUUUAACCGUCCGACAAGAUGGCACCUAAGAAGAAGGGUGGCAGAAAGCAGGAGGACGACUGGGAAGCGGAACUGGGUGAAUCCAUUGCCCCUACAAAUGGAGAGGCUGAUCAGCAGCCGGCGGAGGAUGCGCCCAAGGAAGAGGAAUCUGCAGGUGGCGGUGGUCUCCUGGCUGCUCUGAAAAAGAACAAGACCAAGAAGGCCAAGAAGGGAAAGCCAGAGAACGAUUGGGUCGAGGGUGAGGAUCCCACGCAGGAUGCCAACGGUGCCGUCGACCUUGCCAGCAAGGAGCCCGAGGAAGGGAAUUUCGACGACGACGAUGUUUUCGCUGGAAAUGCGAAGCCCAAAACCCCUGCGAAGCCUGCGGGCAAGGCUGCCAAGGAGGCUCCCAAGGCCGCCACUGAGGAACUAAAGGUGAAGUCCAAGAAGGAAAAGGAAAAGGAAAAGAAGGAGCGUGAAAAGCAGCGGAAAAAGGAACAGGCUGCUAAGAAGAAAGCUGCCGGUCCUGCGGCUAAGGCCGAACCCGAAAAGCCUGUCGCGGAGGAGAAGAAAGAAGCUACUCCUGCUGCUGCCCCUGCAGCUGCAGCCGCUCCAGAGCCCGCCAAGAAGAGGAAGGUCCCAGCGGCGCUGGCUGCUCUUCAGAAACAACAGGAGCUCUUGAGAAAGCAGCAGGAGGAUGAGGCCCGCCGUCUGGCCGAGGAGAAGGCCCUCGAGGAGGAGAGGCUCAGGAUUGAGGCAGAGGAAGAGCGAAAGAGAGAAGAAGCUCGUCAGCGCAAGAAGGAGAAGGAGAAGGAGAGGAAGGAGCAGCUCAGAAGGGAAGGAAAGCUUCUCACAAAGGCCCAGAAGGAGGCCAAGGAGCGCAAUGAGCUGCGUAUGAGGCAGAUGCUUGAGGCUGGUGUGGGCAAAGUUGCUGGCUUGGAAGAGAAGACGGCUGAAGAGAAGAAGAAGCCUGUCUUUGACAAUAAGAAGAAGAAGAAGGGCCCCAAGAAGCAGGAGGACGACCUCGAGGCUGCCGCUGCCAGAGCAAAGGCCCAGCGGGAAGCCAAGGAGGCCGAGGAAGCAGAACGAAAGAGGAAAGAAGAAGAGGCAAAGGCCAAGGCAGAGGCUGAAGCUGCUGCUGCUGCUGCCCAGGACGAAAGUGAGGUCGAGGACUGGGAGAAGGCAGCUGAUGCAGAAGAUGAAGUCAAGGACAGCUGGGACGCCGAGUCUGACGAGGAGAAAGAAGCCAAAGAGAAGCCCACAACCAAUGGAGAAGCCAAGGAGAAGCCAGCUGCCAAACCGUCAGACGAGUCCGAGUCCGAGUCUGAAACCGAGUCUGAAUCCGAUGAGGAGCAGACUGCCACCCAGAAAGCCGCUGCGCAGAGAAAGGCUGAAGCCGCUGAGCGGAGAAGGAAGCAGCACGAAGAAGCGAUGGCCGCUCGAUCCAAGGACAACCUGCGCUCGCCCAUUUGCUGUAUUCUGGGACACGUCGAUACUGGAAAGACCAAGCUGCUGGACAAGAUUCGACAGACCAAUGUGCAGGAGGGCGAAGCUGGUGGUAUCACGCAGCAGAUCGGUGCCACUUACUUCCCAGUCGAAGCUCUGCGUCAAAAGACCGCUGUCGUCAACAAGGAUGGCAAGUUUGAAUUCAAGGUCCCUGGUCUGUUGAUCAUUGAUACGCCUGGUCACGAGUCCUUCUCCAACCUGCGUUCCAGAGGUUCCUCGCUCUGUAACAUUGCUAUCCUGGUUGUCGAUAUCAUGCACGGAUUGGAGCCGCAGACACUCGAGUCGAUGAGACUUCUGCGACAGCGCAAGACUCCCUUCAUUGUCGCGCUGAACAAGAUUGAUCGUCUGUACGGUUGGAAGAAGAUUGAUAACAAUGGUUUCCAGGAGAGUUUGGCCAUGCAGAACAAGGGUGUGCAGAACGAGUUCCGCACGCGUCUCGAGCAGAUCAAGCUUGCCUUUGCCGAGCAGGGUUUCAACUCGGAGCUCUUCUACGAGAACAAGUCACUGUCUCGUAACGUGUCACUGGUUCCGACCUCUGCACACACCGGAGAGGGUAUUCCUGACAUGCUGAAGCUUCUCACGAUGCUGACCCAGGAGCGUAUGACCGGUGCUCUGAUGUACCUGUCCGAGGUCGAGUGUACCGUUCUUGAGGUCAAGGUCAUCGAAGGUCUUGGUACCACCAUUGAUGUCGUUCUAUCAAACGGUAUUCUGCGGGAAGGUGAUCGGAUAGUGCUGUGUGGUAUAAACGGACCUAUAGCGACAAAUAUCCGAGCGUUGUUGACGCCUGCACCGCUGAAGGAGCUUCGUCUGAAGUCGCAGUAUGUCCACAACAAGGAAGUAAAGGCAGCUCUCGGUGUCAAGAUCGCGGCCAACGAUCUAGAACAUGCUAUUGCUGGUUCUCGUCUUCUCGUCGUUGGACCUGAUGAUGACGAAGAAGACCUCGAGGAGGAGGUCAUGUCCGAUCUGGAGAACCUACUCACCAAGGUUUCUACGGACAACCGCGGUGUCACUGUCCAGGCUUCUACUCUUGGUUCCCUUGAGGCUCUGCUCGAGUUCCUCAAGGUUUCGAAGAUCCCCGUCUGCAACAUCUCCAUCGGUCCCGUCUAUAAGCGUGAUGUCAUGCUUGCAGGCACCAUGCUCGACAAGGCUCCUGAAUAUGCAGUCAUGCUAUGUUUCGACGUGAAGGUAGACAAGGAAGCACAGGCCUACGCCGACGAGAUCGGUGUCAAGAUCUUCACAGCUGAUAUCAUUUACCACCUAUUCGAUGACUUUACAAAGCACAUGGCAGAUAUCACCGAGAAGAGAAAGGAGGAAAGCAAGAUGCUUGCCGUCUUCCCUUGUGUCCUCAAGACUCUUGCUGUGUUCAACAAGAAGGAUCCGAUCGUCAUUGGUGUUGAUGUCGUCGAAGGAAGCUUGCGAACAUUGACGCCAAUUGCGGCUGUUCGGACUAACGCUGCCGGUGCCAAGGAGAUUGUCCCUCUCGGCAGAGUUGUGUCAAUCGAGCGUGAGCACAAGCAGAUCCAGCUGUGUAAGAAGGGCCAGCCCGCGGUGGCCGUGAAGAUAGAGGCAGCGAACCAGCCCAUGUACGGACGUCAACUAGACGAGGCGGAUACUCUCUACUCGCAGAUCUCCCGUGCCAGUAUCGAUACUUUGAAGGAGUUCUACCGUCCGGAUGUCUCUAUGGAGGAGUGGGCACUCAUCAAGAAGAUGAAGCCCCUCUUCGAUAUCCCAUGAUCGGGUUCACUCUAAC
Molecule: messenger RNA, 3584 nt
Organism: Paecilomyces variotii
Lineage: Eukaryota; Fungi; Ascomycota; Eurotiomycetes; Eurotiales; Thermoascaceae
Product: putative mitochondrial translation initiation factor IF-2
Exons: 3
Coding region: 368-3568 (1066 amino acids)
Molecular function (GO): translation initiation factor activity; GTPase activity; GTP binding
Source: RefSeq, a predicted model, not a curated record